AUGGAGAAACAGUAUGGACUUGUUAAGGAACUCCACUCCCAUGGUGGGUUUGAGUGGGAUGAGAGAUAUAAGAUGAUUGUUGCAUCUGACUCUGAUUGGAAUGAAUACAUCAAGAGGUAUCCGGAUGCAAGGCAAUUGCGAGCCAGGUCUAUUGAAAAUUAUGAUGACUUGCGAAUAAUAGUUGGCAAUGAGGCACCAGAUGGACAUUGGUUUGAAGCUGGUGCCACACUUAGACUUGAAGGCAAUUCUACUUUCAACGAUGAAGAGCACAUUGAAACCCCGGUACAGAUGUUUGCUAAUGAAGAAAUGUCACAUGAAGAUACUAGUGAUGGCAUGCAAGGUUCAUCUCAGCAGACAAGGGCUGUUGAAGAGGAGGCGUUCAAGUGA
Quercus robur (English oak) is the source of this 387-nucleotide messenger RNA. RefSeq lists its product as uncharacterized. Lineage: Eukaryota; Viridiplantae; Streptophyta; Magnoliopsida; Fagales; Fagaceae. The record is from RefSeq and is a predicted model, not a curated record. The coding region runs from base 1 to 387 and encodes 128 amino acids. The transcript is spliced from 2 exons.